This is a messenger RNA of Manis pentadactyla (Chinese pangolin), 7433 nucleotides long. RefSeq names its product G protein-coupled receptor 88 (gene GPR88). Gene Ontology annotation, molecular function: G protein-coupled receptor activity. Gene Ontology annotation, biological process: G protein-coupled receptor signaling pathway. NCBI's taxonomy places the organism in Eukaryota, Metazoa, Chordata, Mammalia, Pholidota, Manidae. Gene Ontology annotation, cellular component: membrane. Bases 1935 to 3089 code for a protein of 384 amino acids. The transcript is spliced from 2 exons. The record is from RefSeq and is a predicted model, not a curated record.
CCUGAUUUGAAAGGAAAUUUUUAUUUCAUGACAAGUUUUAACUACAAAAUGAUUAGCAAAAUCUCUCUGCAGGCUUGCUGUGUUUGGUGUGUUCAAAGCCUCAAUAAAGAGAAAUAGCAACAGGCAAAUGGCCAUGUCAAGUUCUCCUUAACCUCCACAAACUUGAUAUCUGAACAUUCAAUCUCCCAAAGAACAAAGCUCUGGUGCUUCUCUUAAAUCCCCCUACUCACAUAGUUCCAUUUGGAUGCUGGCCUAAAUGGACUAGAUUCAGCAAGUCAUGCUUAGCUCUCUUCCCAUUUGAACUCUUAACAAUCAUUAACUAACACCAUUUUUUGAAAGAGGGAGAGGAAGGCAGAGCAGUCAGGAUUUGCACUUCACCCUGAAAUGUUACCCUUACGGACAGACCAGAAAGGACUCCUGCCUUAUGGUCCAGGACUACAGUACACGUUAUAUAGAGUAGGUAUAUUUCAAAUGCCAGAACUGGGUUAGAGAAAUAUUAAAUUUAUGCAUGGGGAUUCACAGAAAGUUUGAACAGAAAGGACUGUGGAAGACAUUGAGUGAAAACUUUUUUGACAAGAUUGAAAUGAUCCAUCACAAAGCCAGCUGGUGGAUGCUCAGAUUAGAACCUGGGUGUUCUGAAACCCUACCUAGCAUUUUGUUUUUUUCCAUUAUGCCAUGUGACCGCAUUCCAUAGUGAGUUAAGUUUUCAAAAACGCGAUUUUCCCAAUGAAAAAUGAUUUACUGUGGGGAUGACUUUUAUGGAAAAUUUCCCAUGUGGAAUGGUUAAAUGAAUACUUGCAUCAAAGAAAAUUCCAACAUUAAACUGCACAUCUCCACCUAAGGCAGACUGCAAAAUUAAAGUUCUUAAGUAAAGAGCCAUCUUUAUUAUUUACACUGGGAGUUACUAGGUUCCUUGCUCUCCACUGGCCCCGCACCCUGCAAACCCACUUUUAACCUGAACACUUCAUUUCUAUUCUCUUAACAAUUUCAUUACUGAAACCCAAGCCAAAUUCUGGAAAGGAGUUUGGUGAUUGGGAAAAACAUUGAAAUUAUGAUUUAAAUUGAGACUUGGGGAUUUUCUGUGGAUAAUUACCCAUGUUCGACCAUACCAAAGAAAAAAUGAAUUUCAAAUUAGAAUAUAAAAUAAUUUUCUCUAAAAAUGUGAGAUGGAAUCCAUCCUGGGCAUUGGGACUAUAUUUAUCCUUCAGAGAAAUCUUGCCCCCAGAAGGCAUUAGACUGGGAUGAAAUACAUUGGAGGCAUAUUAAAUUUUAUUUGAACAUUGAUUGGAGGGGGAAAAAAAAGAAGGAAGGAAAAGUGAAAUUGGAUGAAAAAUAAGGUGACUGAAAGAGAGAAAAGACAGAGAAGCUUGUUAAUUACAGAACUUUUUAAGCAAGAUAUUUUUUUUUCCUUUCACAAGUUAGAAGCUAUUGAAUAAUUCAUGCCAAGUGUGGAAAGGCUGCCUUUUCCCUGGGUGAUGUAUAACUAAGCAGGAGAGAGCUUCAAGUGGGAUCAUCGCAUCAGCCACCACUCUUUCUUUUGAGCAUAGGGUGCUCUCCUGAGCUCGGCUUCUGCUUUUGCAACCAAGCACGUUGCUGCUGCCUGCCCGCCCGCCUGCCCACCUGUCUGGGCUUGCAGCCCACCACUUUCCCCAGCCCCGCUGCCGGCUGAGAAGUCUCCCUGAAGCUGCUGGUUUCUGCCUAGGACCGUGUGUGGGCACGCUGCUUGGGAGAAGCAGGCACUUGCUCCUGGCACUGAUCCUAGCUGAGUUUCUCCUGUUGAUUUCGGGGCCAACAGAUGCUGCUGCUGAGGAGGUAUUUCUUGGCAUCUCUCCCUCUGCUACCGCCAGCUAAGGACCAGUCCAAAAGCGGGUGGCAGGAUGGGCCGCGCUGCGAGAAGCCGACGCUAGAGAGCGAGGUGUGAAGAGUUGGCCAGAAUGACCAACUCCUCCUCCACGUCCACCUCCUCCACCACCGGGGGAUCCUUGCUGCUGCUCUGCGAGGAAGAAGAGUCGUGGGCGGGCCGGCGCAUCCCCGUGUCCCUCCUGUACUCUGGCCUGGCCAUCGGGGGCACUCUGGCCAAUGGCAUGGUCAUCUAUCUCGUGUCGUCCUUCCGAAAGCUGCAGACCACCAGCAAUGCCUUCAUUGUGAACGGCUGUGCAGCCGACCUCAGCGUCUGCGCUCUCUGGAUGCCGCAGGAGGCGGUGCUCGGGCUCCUGCCCACCAGCUCCACGGAGCCCCCGGGGGACUGGGACGCCGCCGGGGGCAGCUACCGCCUGCUGCGGGGCGGGAUGCUAGGCCUUGGGCUCACCGUGUCCCUCUUAUCCCACUGCCUGGUGGCUCUGAACCGCUACCUGCUCAUCACCAGGGCGCCCGCCACCUACCAGGUGCUGUACCAGCGGCGCCACACAGCCGGCAUGCUAGCGCUGUCCUGGGCGCUCGCCCUGGGCCUCGUGCUGCUGCUCCCGCCCUGGGCGCCGCGUCCGGGGGCCGCGCCGCCGCGCGUCCACUACCCGGCGCUGCUGGCCGCGGCGGCGCUGCUUGCGCAGACGGCGCUGCUGCUGCACUGCUACCUGGGCAUCGUGCGCCGCGUGCGCGUCAGCGUCAAGCGGGUCAGCGUCCUCAACUUCCACCUGCUGCACCAGCUGCCCGGCUGCGCCGCCGCCGCCGCCGCCUUCCCGAGCGCCCCGCACGCCCCGGGCCCAGCGGGGGCAGCGCACCCCGCCCAGCCCCAGCCCCUGCCGCCUGCACUCCACCCGCGACGGGCGCAGCGGCGUCUCAGCGGCCUGUCGGUGCUGCUGCUCUGCUGCGUCUUCCUGCUGGCUACGCAGCCCCUGGUGUGGGUGAGCCUGGCCAGCGGCUUCUCGCUGCCGGUGCCCUGGGGCGUGCAGGCGGCCAGCUGGCUCCUGUGCUGCGCCCUGUCCGCGCUCAACCCGCUGCUCUACACGUGGAGGAAUGAGGAGUUCCGCCGCUCCGUGCGCUCCGUCCUGCCUGGCGUCGGAGACGCGGCGGCCGCAGCCGCUGCCGCUACGGCCGUGCCCGCCAUGUCCCAGGCGCAGCUGGGCACCCGCGCCGCGGGCCAGCACUGGUGACCCGGCCAGGGCCCGAGGCAAGCGGAGGUGCCGGACGUCCAGCGUCCUUGGGCACCAUCGCCUCCUGUCCGUGUAAAGUGUACCCUGCCUGAACGAAGACUCCUGCAGGCGGAGCCCAAUUAAACCCGUGCCAAGGUUUCGCCUUCAGCACCUGAACCAAGGUUUCUCCCUUAAUGGGGAACCUGAAAUCAUUUUGGACGGUUACCUGAUUUUAACUCAUUGUUUCUGAGUUUUAGAGAAAUCCUUGAGUCCAAACAUUGGACACUUCAAGACCUUGCACACUGACGUUUUAAAAGAACCUUUCAACCCUUUUUGAAAAAGAGCUUUGAUAACGUAUUUCCAUUCCCACUUCAUCUUAUAUAUGAAGCUCCUUGAAUGUGCAUAUUGAUGAAGGAAAUAAUAUUUAAGAAGUAUUUUAGAGAGUUACUUAUCUUUGAUGAUGUUUCUCUUAUAAUUUAGCCUUUCUAUAUUAACCCAAUGAAUGAAGCCACAGAUGUGUACAACAUUGAGUUGCCAUUAAGACCUCAAACUCUUUAUUCUUAAAAGAGUUUUUAUAAAGUAAUAUCAUUCCUGAAUGAGAUAGAAUCUUAGCCAGUGAGGGGGGAAACACCUUAGAUUUACUAUUUUACACUGCCUUUUGCACUUCUAAGACUGAAAAUUGGCAUUGAAUGUUAAAGUGAAGAAUUUGCAUUGUGCUGAUUGAAUGGGUCAGCAAUGGAAUUUUGAAAACAAAUAAGGUGAUUUAUCUAUUUUAGGUACCAGUUUCACUUUCUUAUAGCAUGCACACUUGUUGCUGCCCUCGUUUUGUAAUCAAUUUAUUUGCCUUAUGAGUGUGAUUGCAACUUUGAACAUUCUGUACUAUAAUGGUUGCUAAGGAGAAUAAGACCUGUUUUCUCUUUAACAUUUAAAAUAUCUCAAUGCACAUGAUAUAAUUAAACACUAAUAAUACCAUGACUACAUAGCUAAUAUUAGUUGCUAUUGCAUGCUCCUAGAUGCUAGAACGUAUUGGGCAUGUAGUAUACUAAAGCAAUACCCAUUAGGCAAAGACAUUUUACUUCUUUCAGACACGGAAGAAGUAGCCUUCAAUUUUUGGAAAAGAGACACAGAGAUACCUCUGGCUACCUAGACUUCAUCUUGUCUUGACCCAGUUUAUGAGAAAACUCCCACUUGGGACUUUAUCUUGCAAAUGGAACCACAAUCAAGAUAGAUCAAUAAUAUGGUUUGGCUCUGCAAAGCAAUUGUGUUCCUUUAGGGUUUAAACAAGCCACAUAUUAGAGAGCAACACUGUUUUUUUUUAUGCAGUUCAUCUAUAUUACCAUGACACUUAACAUUAAUAUUGUGUCUGUUGAAGGAAGUAUAAUCAACUCAGUUAUAUAUAACAAAUAGUUCAAAUGGGAAUUAUUCUAAAAUUCGGGGCUGUAUGAUUUGAGGCUUGUUAUUUUUAUCUUUGAUUUAUUAAAUUGAUCUAGAAAUAUAUGAAACAGAAAAUUGUGUGGAAUCACUUUAUAAAAUUAAAAUGGGAAGAAAGUUAUUUUAAAUAAUCAUGUCUCAGCAUUCUGACUGCUAACUACAUCAACGAUGGGGCCAAGCAGCCUAAAUUAACUGUGUAAUUCAUGAACAAAAAUAGCUUGGUUUGUUGCAUUCCUGGACAUUACAAGCCAGGAUAGUGGGAACACUUGUGCAUUUGAAUAAUUACGGGAGUUGUAGGAAACUUUGACAUAUUUAUAGUAAAACCAAACCGAAACCAACAUGUCCAUCACCAAUAAUAGAUCAGCAGUCAUUUUAUUAAUCUAUUCCCCUUUGUGCAUGUACCAUAUCUCUUACUAAAGUUUCAUCAGUUCCCAUUUUCCUUGAUUCAAAUAUUUAAUUAAAGUUCAGACAACAAGUCUUCUGAGUUUUUUCUUCUGUCUCUGGUCUUUCAUAUCUCCUUGAGAACAUUAUAACAGAUGACACUAUAUUCCAUACCACUAGUGAUGAAAGUAACUUCUUUGUUCUGGCUUUAUUUAACUUUAUUUUUAGUUUCUAAAGUUAUUUCUAACAUUUAGAAUGAAAUAGGGUCUGUAGGCCAGCACUAAAUAUAUAGGUGGAAUUUCCUUUCUGUAAGCCUAAUUGAUUUGGGGAAUAGGCUGCAACAAAAACAGAGAACAGAAGAUCUUCCUUUUGGGGGGACCCUGGGGAACACCCCUAUAAAAAAGGUCUUUUUAAAAUUAGGCCUUUACCCUUAUUUCUCACUAUGGAUGUUGCAAAAGACUUCUCCUGGUGUUCCUACGAACAUUCGCUAUGCAUAUAAACUUAGCUAACACUAAGAAAUGGCUAACAAUGAGAAUCAUCUUAUGCUGGCUCCGUGCCAUGUGGGAGACCUACUUUAGGUAAUAUUUACUGGUAAUUAACUCCACAGGACUGAUUCACUUUUAAUUUUGAAGUAGCAAUGAUGUGUCUAAAAAUGCUUCACUAGGACAAUAGCUGGGAGUGUUGGAGUUACUGCUUUUACAAAUUAAGUUAAUGGAGAUUGUGUUCCUAUUUAAAUGAAACCAUAUAUUAUCCACUCAGGAAUAAAAAAUCCUAACUGCUGUUGUGGGCUGCCCUACUUUGCCUUUUCUAUUGUUUUUCUUUAGGUAUGUACCUGUUAAAAUAUCUGGCACUUCUUCCCUUUGCACUUUAAUGGCAGAAUUCUAGGAUGUAAUAACUAUUACUCCUAGCACUUUCCUCCUUCCAAAAUGAAGCAUGUGCAUAAACAAUAAUUCUGUUUUGUACAGAGGCAACUGCGGGUGGUUUUUGUUUUAAACACUAAGAGCUUUAACUCUCUGAUAAAGCCCUUGAAAAGGUCUGCUCACUGAGCGAAUGUUGGUCCACUUUGGCCCCAGGGUUUGGUGAUUUCUGUUACUCUGAUGACAACUGUAUUGGCCAUUCGUUGUUUCAUAUGUAACCUUUAUUCUGUUCUCCCAGCAACUCAGACAAUGCUCAUCUAGCUCUUUGGCAGUCUUAGGAGCUGGCUUGACAAAAGGGUAUCAGUGGCACACAUUUAAAUUCAAGAGCAAGGAGAAAAAUUAUAGAUGUCUCUUUCAGAGGUCUGCCCUUAAAAUUUGUGGGUUGUGGGGCAAGAAGGGAGCUCCAGAUGGGAGCUCUUGAUCUGCAGGAGCCAGUCAGGGAAACCCUUUCUGCCUCUACUCUCCCUUCCACACAUAUGUGAGUGGGGCUCUGCCCCAAGCUCUGUCCCACCCACCUCUCAGCCAGCCACCUUGACCACCUCUAGGAUCUAGUGGUGCACAGACACCCGGUAGAGCAUAUCCUGGAAGUGUCCCUGAGACAUUUAGGCAGAGAUUUCCUGGGUUCCAGGUACCAGGGACCAUUGAGGGAGGCACAGACUUCUACUAGGCAUGUUUCCUCAGGACCCCUUUCCCUGUGGGAAGGCAAGUGGCCACAUGCAGGCAGGAGCAGACCCUGUAAGCAUGAGCAGGGACCUCCGUAUCUUGAGUUUAAGAGUACUACUGCCUUCACCUAGGUCCUCCUCAGUAUCCUUUCCUGGAUCCUCCCACCUGCAUGGACUCCUUAGAUAGAUGCCACACUUAGGGUUUCUGCAAGUACUCACACUCUGCCCAAUGCACUAGGUAAGGUGAUGGUGAGGAGGGAGUUGGGACGAUGGAGGUGAAGCAAGGUAGGUAGAUGUUGAAAGUAGUUGAAGGGGAAUGGUGGGCACAGGGGAUGCAUUGCACUGUCCUCUUUACUUGUGCAUAUCUGAAAAGUUUCAUAAUGGAAAGUUGAAGCCAAAGUCAGAAAAGAAGAAAGAAGAAAGGAAGGAAGAAAGAAAAAAGGAGGCAAGAAAGUAAAGAAAGAAAAGUAACUAAUAUGCCUAAGGUCAUGGGCAAUUAAAAGGAGGAGCUGAGAUUCAAACCUUGUUUGACUCCAAGUGUGAGGUGGUAACUAUUUUACUGGUAGGAUAAAACAGGAAUUUUGUAGUUAGGUGUGGAAUUCCCUCCAUGAUGUGGCCAUUCUCUAAUUUCCAGGGUCUCUCUCUCUCCCCUACUUGCAUCCUUCACUGUAGCUAACUGGUCUACAAACUGCCUUUUAAACAUGGCCUGUGUUCUGUGUCUGAGCUUUGUUCAUUCAAGGACCUUCCUGGAGUGUCCUGGAAACUUGUCACUUACCCAACCCCCAUUCCUCCUUACAGGAAGGCUCACUUAGCUUCUGCAUCCUCUUGAGAGCCCCCCACUUUCACCUAUCAGUUCCCCUGCCGUGAGCUCUGCCUCCCCAGAACUCCUGCACCAUUUUGUUCUUAGCAUAGAUUCCCUUGUAUUGCCUCUGUUUUAACAUGCAUGUCAAAUUCAAAACUUGAUAAGAAAGGAU